AUGGAGCUAAACGAUACCGACUCGGAUGCCUCGAGCAACGUUGGAAAAGUCAGAAUUAAGGACUUUGCGAGAAUUUCACAAUCGAACACUCCGGGUACGAGUAAGAAACGCACAAAUCCUGCCAAAAAAGAGACCCCAAAUGACGACGGAAGUCAAGCGACGCCGGCAAAACGAGGCAAAAACACAAACACAGCAAUAACAACUCCGUCAACAGUCGCUUCAAAGAGGUCUACGGUGAAAAAAUCGACCAAAGUGAAGGAUUUGAAGGAAGCUCCGCCUAAUAUUAAGUUGAUUUCGCAGUUUUUCAAGCCAAUUCAAACUCCGAACACUGAAGAGAAGUCGAUUUCGUUCAAAAAGGAAGCUGUGGAUGAGAAAGGCAAUAAAAGUCAAGGGAAGAAGUUGGAAACGGCAUCAACAUCUUCCAUGAGCGAAAAAGAGAACAAAACUCACCAAAAACCAUCACAAUCUGCCGAAAAAUCCAUUCCAAUGGUCACCAUUCCAAAAGCUCGUCGUCGCUUACUACCCGGAACAGAUCUCAAACGUCUCGUCUCUAGUCGCUAUCACGACGAAAAUCAAACCCGAAUGUCGGAAUUUUUCGACAAAACCAAAGCUCUCGAGUUCAACUACUUCAACACUUCUGAAAAAUCCAAACAAUCGAUCGCAUCCAAAAUCCCAUCAGAUAUGCAGAAGAUGACGAACGCGAGGCAUGAAACAUGGAAAUCAAGUCGAAGCUUUGCAAGAUAUCGACACAACUCCACGUCAAACCCAAAAAAACCGAAAAUUCGUUGGACUGUCAAAUAUAAAAUCAUCGCGGGAACAACUUUUGCUGUCGAUGCUUUUCGUUUCGGGUACAUUGAAGGCAUUUCUCACUAUUUUUUGACACAUUUCCAUUCGGAUCAUUACAUCGGACUGAAGAAAAACUUCAAUAAACCUCUCGUAAUGUCACGAAUUACCGCCGCUUGUGUCACAAAAUUCGUCGGAGUUGAUCCCAAAAACUUUAUUUUGCUCGAUCCGAACAAAGAAACGUGGAUUAACGGCAUCAAAAUCACUGCACUUGACGCGAAUCACUGUCCGGGAGCUCUGAUGUUCGCUUUUUUGUUCCCCGAAGACGACGAAAUUACUUUUCAUGUCGGCGAUUUUCGAGCCACGCCCGAAAUGGAAAGUUUGCCGAUCUUUUGGAAUCAUCCCGUGAAGGAACUUUAUCUCGACACGACUUAUUUGACGUCAAAAUAUUCGCUUUGCACGCAAGAAGACUGCAUAAAACUCGCAAUUGAGGAAACGGAAGCUUAUUUCAAGAAAAAUAUCUUCGAAAAAGUCCUCGUAAUUGUCGGCGCGUAUGUCGUUGGCAAGGAAAAAGUUUGGACUGCACUCGCGGAACGCUUCAAUUUGCGAGUUUGGGCAGACAAAAAUCGUCGAGAUGCCUUGGAAGCGAUAAAUAAUCCGCAGAUGAUGAAAUUUUUGGUGCCAAAUCCGAAAGAUGCGCAAUUGCACGUGAUAAAUAUGGAUCUCAAAAGUUAUUUGGAGCAGUUUGAGAAUACUUUUACGCAUAUUUUGGCUUUUCGCCCGAGCGGUUGGGAGAAAAAAAGAACGAGGCAUCAAGGGAAGAUAUCAAUUGUGGGUUUGGAGUACAGUAAACAUUCGUCAUAUGAUGAGUUAUGAAGAUUUGUGCGGUUUUUGAGACCGAAGACGAUAAUUAGUACAGUUUCGACGGGAAGAGAUCCGAAUAAGACUCCAACGAUACCGGAAGAUUGGUACCAAGGUGACUUAAAACCCCAUCGAGUCGAGUUACAACCAAAAAUCUACGACAUCAUUGCCAAAGACUCUUCCAGUAGUCGUUCAAGCACGCCUUCCUUGCCAACUAAAUCUUCACAACUCAAUCCAAGUGCCAUCAAACGCCGCCAAGAGACGAACAAAAAAACUUCCGCCUUAAAAAUCACUGAAAUGAUCGAAUUGACUGAGCAUUUCUUACUUUCGUACAAAAAUAAAAGUCGAUUUCUCAUUUUUUUAUUGUUGCAAUAACCUUAUUUCGGUUAAAAAUUGAA
Molecule: messenger RNA, 2042 nt
Organism: Culicoides brevitarsis
Lineage: Eukaryota; Metazoa; Arthropoda; Insecta; Diptera; Ceratopogonidae
Biological process (GO): interstrand cross-link repair; double-strand break repair via nonhomologous end joining
Molecular function (GO): 5'-3' DNA exonuclease activity; damaged DNA binding
Source: RefSeq, a predicted model, not a curated record